This is a messenger RNA of Salvia hispanica, 2298 nucleotides long. RefSeq names its product polycomb group protein EMBRYONIC FLOWER 2-like. Lineage: Eukaryota; Viridiplantae; Streptophyta; Magnoliopsida; Lamiales; Lamiaceae. Gene Ontology annotation, cellular component: nucleus. Gene Ontology annotation, molecular function: chromatin DNA binding. The record is from RefSeq and is a predicted model, not a curated record.
UCCACCAUUUAGGAGCUUCGUUCUCCAUCAAUCCAAAUUUUGAACACAAAGAUCGGAUGAAUUAGCCCCGUUAGAUCAAAUGUUUUCGUUGCGAGGAGGAUGAGGAUUUGGCGAGUAUGACUGGAGAGAGUAGCAUCUAUUCAGCGAAUCAGCAAACUUAGUGCCGCUUUCAUACAAGUGGCAGUGUUGGCAUUUGCAAGAGGAAGAAGAAUUUGAUGGUUUGGGCUAUACAACCCGAGCUCCAGCCUCUUUUCCGGUCGGCUUGAUUAAAUUUUAAAAACAGCCCUAGCAACGGAUGCCGGGCAUACCUCUCGUGGCUCGUGAAACUGCGAAUUGUUUUUGCAAUUGCAGUUACUCCCGAGGUGUGGACCAUAUGUGUCGACAAGAUCCCCGUGCGCAUUUGUCUCCAGAAGAGCAAAUUGCAGCUGAAGAAAGCCUCUCAAUUUACUGCAAGCCAGUUGAGCUGUACAACAUUCUUCAGUGCCGUGCUGCUAGAAACCCAUCCUUUCUUCAGAGAUGUUUACGGUACAAAAUACAAGCAAAACACAAGAAAAGGAUUGAAAUGACAAUAUCACUACCAUCAACUGUAAAUGAUGAAUCUCAAAUUCAAAAUCUAUUACCUUUGUGUAUAAUGUUGGCUAGACCCGUUUAUAGUCCUGCAGUUGUAGAGGAUUCUGCAGUUUACCGAUUUAGUCGAGAAUGUAUAUUGACUAAAUGUACUGGAGAUGAUGCAAUGUACCAGGAUGAAGCAAAAUUUAUUCUUCCCGAGAUUAAUAAACUAUCAGCAGAAGUCAAAUCGGGCUCUAUUACAAUUUUUUUUGUUAGUUGUGCUAAUGUUGGAGGUCACUGCUUCAUGGGUAAGAUUCCAAUGGAUUUGCUUCAGUUGUCAUGGGGAAAGUCUAUGAACUUGGACAGUGGGGAGAGAGCUGAGAUGCUGUUGCCUGUUGACUUGCAUUCCUGUUUCCUGAAGACUGGCUGUUUCGGAGAAGAUAAAUGCUUCUCAUUUCAUAGUACCCAUGCUGGAGCUAUGGCUUUGUCUCAACAACUGCAAGUCUGUGUUGCAGCAGAAGAAGUUGGGCUUAAAGAGAGAUCUCCUUAUGAUUCAUUCUCAUACAAUGAUGUUCCUUCCUCUACUUUGCCUCAGAUUAUCAGGUUGAGGACUGGAAAUGUUGUUUUCAACUACAGAUACUAUAAUAACAAGUUGCAGAGGACUGAAGUAACAGAGGACUUUGCAUGCCCUUUAUGUUUGGUCAAAUGUGCAAGCUUUAAGGGUCUCAAGUAUCAUCUGCCUGCCUGCCAUGACCUUUUCAACUUUGAAUUUUGGGUAACAGAGGAAUUUCAAGCUGUCAAUAUAUCUGUAAAGACUGAUACAUGGAGAUCUGAGACUGUUGCAGCUGGUGUUGAUCCUAAGGAACAAACGUUUUUCCUUUGUUCAAAGGCACCACGGCGUAGAAAAAUGAAGAGCCCGAGGCAAAAUCUGAAGUUUGUGCAUCCUCUUGUCUUAGAUUCAGAAAUGCCAGGAUCAGUUAUUGAGCUUAGAGAAAAAACUGUUGAAAAGAGUGCUGACUGCAACGCAUCCAGUCCCAGAGCUUCAUCUGCCAAUGCUCAUUCAUAUGCGGACCCUGAAUGUGUCCAGUCAUUACCUGGAAAUAACAUUGCACCUCCAGCAUUACUACAAUUUGCGAAGACAAGGAAAUUAUCAGUUGAACGUUCUGAUCCUAGAAAUCGUGCACUCUUGCCGAAGCAGAAGUUCUUUCACUCUCACAGAGCGCAACCCAUGGCCAUGGCGCAAGUCCUAUCAGACCGUGACAGUGAGGAUGAAGUUGAUGAUGAUGUUGUAGAUCUUGAAGACCGAAGGAUGCUGGAUGACUUUGUGGAUGUCACAAAAGAUGAGAAGCGGUUGAUGCAUCUUUGGAACUCUUUUGUUAGGAAGCAAAGGGUACUGGCGGAUGGUCAUAUUUCUUGGGCGUGCGAGGCUUUCUCCGAAUUGCACAAACAGGACCUUGUUCUGAUACCAGCACUACUUUGGUGCUGGAGAUUAUUUAUGAUCAAACUCUGGAAUCAUGGUCUUCUGGAUGCUCGUACAAUGAACAUUUGUAAUAAAAUCCUUGAGCAACCACAAGGGGCAGACGCAGACACCGACCUAGACACAUGAUAUUCGAAUGAUUCUGACUGUAUUAUCUCUGGCAUAAGUAACUGAGGUUUGAUGACUGUAGCUGCGGCGACUCACCAUUACUCAAACUAAGUGCCUUCCUUGUAUUUGGACAGGAAAAGAUAAUCAAUUUUCAUUUUUUACCA